AGGACGGGGUCAGGCUGUCUAACCGGAUUGACAGUUUUUCACGCCCUAAUCCGGCUGCAGAAAACGAGAGGCUGUGCCGUUCACAUUUCCAGCUGGAUUGCAAUCGCUCUUGCACUUGUCUGAAUCUUCACUCUCGCCAUGUUCAGCAUUUUGAAGGGUUUAGCUGGUGGUGGUGGCGGUAGCAGCGGCCUUUCGGGCCAAUUACUCCAGGGAUUGGCCGGCGUUAUUGGACAAAUGGUAGCUGGCCAAGCCGAACAACCCCGCCAUGUUUCUCAGAUUGAGUCCUGCGAGAACGAGGAGGAGCGAAGGUUCCGAGGGAUCUUCAAGCAACUGGCUGGAGAUGACAUGGAGGUGAGUCCUGUUGAGCUGAAGAACAUACUCAACAAGAUUGUCUGCAGACAUCCCGAUCUGAAGACUGAUGGGUUCAGCUUGGAGUCUUGCCGCAGUAUGGUUGCUGUUAUGGAUGCUGACAGCACUGGAAGGCUGGGCUUUGAAGAAUUUAAAUACCUUUGGGAUAAGAUUAAGAAAUGGCAGGCUGUCUACAAAAGUUUCGAUGCCGACAAAUCAGGAACCAUUAAUUGCCAAGAGCUUCCUGGGGCUUUUGCAGCAGCAGGAUAUCCUCUGAAUGAUGAACUUUACCGACUGCUGUAUCGUCGAUAUGCCAAUGAGUCUGGUGACAUGGACUUUGACAACUACAUUGCCUGCUUAGUCCGGUUGGAUGCCAUGCUCAGAUCGUUCAAGGCUUUGGAUAAAGACGGCAAUGGCUCCAUCAGAGUGAACAUAGUGGAGUUUCUACAACUCACCAUGUAUUCCUAAAGCAAAUGCCUUGGGAUCAGCUCAUCAAAGAAAACUGAAGAUCUCCUUGUCACUACUUAUCUAUCAGAGCAAUAGCCCUUUGCUUGGCUGAGGAUGGGGGGGUGGGGGGGGUGGGGAAGAAAGAGGGUGAAAAUAUAUUUUUCUGCAUGUAGGCUUUUUACUGUUCCUGAGAUCUCUGUAAACUCAGCUUGUUGGAAGCACAGUGGUUAACCUUGACCAUUCCAAACUUCAAGACUACUUUCUUCUGAGAUUGCCAAAAUCAAGAAAAAGAUAAUGUUUGAAAGAAAGGUCUUGUUGAGAAUGAGCUUUGGAAAUGGGAGAUUAAAGGUCAGUAUCACUGACCAUUGACCCCCCUCUCAGAUCCACAAGCUUCUUGGAAAAAAACAAUCGUUUCAUUCUCCUGUGAGCUUUUCCUUUCUUGUUUGAAUCUGUUGCCCUCGAAUAUUUCCUUGUGCGUGUGCCUAAAAGACUGAGGAAAACAAUUUAUUUUUAAACAAUGUUAAAGGUCACAGCCCGAUCGGAAGCUGUAGUUUUAAGAUUUAUUCACACGCUUGAGUAUUUGUUCUCCUUAUUUUAUGGAGAAGCCAAACUUGAAAGCAUCCCUUGUUGAAUCUGGUGUGUGGAGGGCGUGGGGAGAUGUUGUGUGCCAAGGAGCACUUAAUGAAUGCUUCUUUGCACACAACAGACGAGUUCUGUUUGCCAGUAACUGGAGCUUUGGAAAGGUCAAGCUUAUUCUUGCAAUGUUGUGCUUUGUACUUUGUGGGGUAUUAUAAAGGUUCUUUAAGUGCUGUUGUGUACAGGAACUUGAUCUAUUGAGUGCUGUCACCUGUCUGUCUGCUGUUUGAUCUUGCUGCUUUAUGCCCAAAGUAUAAAAAACUUUAUUUAUGAUCCCCUGGCAAUUCAUUGCAGCCUCUCCCUUUGCACAAAACAGCAGCCCCAGCAAACGAUGGUGUUGCAGAAGGUGCUUGUGCCAAUGGUCCAAAGAUUGGAAUUCUGGAAAUACAUUUCCUUCUUCAUGGAGGUGUGCCUGAGCUAGGGGAGGCUUCCUAACCUUUCAAAUGUACAAGGGCCCAUUUCCUGAUUAUUACUCCAUUAGAGGUAGUAAGCCAUUGGUUUGUCAAAUCUGUGAUGUAUUGCCCAAGAGCAAUGCAAUCAGUCUGGUCAGUUUCUUUCUCUUUUGUAUAACUGCAAUACCACUAAUCAGUACUGGUGAGAUAAUGGUUUUCUGUUAAUAAUCAUUUGGGUAAAGACAUUUUUAUUUCAUCAAUCUGUGUAAAAACCUGUAUUCCAUUGCUUUAGCGUUCUCAAAACCCAAAUUUGUCUGCAAGUAAAACCAAUUCUGAGUCUUGCCUUUUUGAGGUGGUUCAACAUAUUUAGCCAUUUGGCACCAUGUUUAAUUGCAGAGAUGGGCCGUGCCUUUUCUCAUCCUGACACUCAUUAACCGUGUGGAAUAGCCGUUCAAUCACCUGGACCCAGAACGUUGCCAAGGCGCAGGGCUCUCCAUUUGGGAAGGUUGAGAACUGCUCCAGCUCAGCCCAUUUCAAGAUGAAUCAAAGUUGCAGUGUUUUGAAGUGGGAGCAUCAAAUCCCAUUCCUCCCUUGCCAAAAAUCUCAUGAUAUGCCAGAGCCUCUGUGUUCUUUUAAUGCUGAAGUCCCAUUGGAUCUACCAUAUUGUAACAAAGCACUGAGGCAGUUGGGGUGAAUAUGUGAUUUUAAAUUUGCUAAUCUGCUCUUUGUGAUAUUAACCUGCUUUUAUUUUUCUCUCCCUUCCAAUGGCCAGAAUUUGAGAUUUUUAAUAAAAGGAAAUCUAUUAGCCUUUUUAAAAAAAAAAGUAAAUGUAUUAGUAACUAA
Hemiscyllium ocellatum (epaulette shark) is the source of this 2666-nucleotide messenger RNA. RefSeq names its product calpain, small subunit 1 b (gene capns1b). The transcript is spliced from 11 exons. NCBI's taxonomy places the organism in Eukaryota, Metazoa, Chordata, Chondrichthyes, Orectolobiformes, Hemiscylliidae. Gene Ontology annotation, molecular function: calcium ion binding. The record is from RefSeq and is a predicted model, not a curated record. Bases 139 to 816 code for a protein of 225 amino acids.